AUGAGCGAGAACGCGCCGCCGACUCGAGAGCAGCAAGCGCCCUCGAUCCAGAAAAUCCAGUCGCUGCUCAGCGCGAGAGACGACACAUCUCGAUUCGUUGGUCUUGCAUUGCUCAAAUCGGUUCUUGACAACGAUCCCGAGUUGAGAAGCAACGAGAAUGUCAUUCUCACGCUUUGGGAGAGCAUACCCUCAAAGUUUUUCGAUCGGCUGAUCAAGACCGGGUCAAAGCAACGGCCAUCAUCUACAUCAUCGUCGUCAACAUCAUCGUCAUCACGGAAAGAGACUACCGAUAUGUUGGACCUCGCUGUAUCCGUGAUGCACACUUUUGCUGCUCUGCUUCCCGAACAUGCAAGACACGAUUCAAAAUUGUUGAACUGUAUCCCACAGCUCGUGGCUUGUCUCCUGCACUGCUCCAGCCAAUCUACCCAGCUAGCACUCGAGACUCUGGUAGUUUUGGCAAGUCAUCCAGAUGGUGCCCGGAUCUUUACAGCGAUUGGGGAUUUGACGCCAAUGAUCGAAAUUGCGCCGUCACAUCCUCUCGUCCUGGAAGCACUGUCGUAUGCAUGGCUCAAUGACAUGGCCACGACUGCAGACAAGGAAGCCUUGAGAUCCAAAAUUGACACAACAAUCACGAGUCUUAUUUCCUCCUUCAAGGGAACCGAUGCCGUGACGCUGCUAGCAUUCCUCGCAACCCUGUUGCCGAGAUUGGAGCCAGCGGUUCUGCCGCCCAACCCCAGCUGGCUGCCGGCAUUGGGCGCUUUUGUUCGUAAUCUCGUAGCCGCUCGUCCUACAGCUGCUGGACGUGCCGCCUUCACCAACUUAUCCGCUGCUCUCCUCGAGGUCUACCCUUCCCAGGCACCCCAACUCCUUUUUGCUGGGGAGGGCAGCGAGUCUCAGAAUCCCUUCUCAUACCUCCUUCUGAACCUUGUCCUGGUCGAUAUUCGCUCCACUUUGCCUACGCUCCUAGAGCAACUCAACAGCCCCCAAUAUCCCGAGAUUUCACAGCGUCUCGCUUCGGCCUUCAAUGUUGUCUCCAAUUUCAUUGGCUAUCUGGUCCGCUCUAUGGAUGCAGACGACCUUCAGAGCUUACCCUGGGCGAUUUCACCAGACCUUCUUCUCAAACUCCGCAAAGCCAUCGCGGAAACUAUGUCCCUUACUAUAGAGUACCUGCGGGAUCGCUGGGACGCCUCCGUCGCUGGCGCCAUGGGUUUACACCCCGAAGCACGCGUCGGCGCAGCUAACACUUCUUCCGGUUCGCAUCUCACUCUGGCUUGGGAUUCCAAGAAAGACAAUGCUGCUGAAGACUCGCUCAUUCUCGCGGCCAUCCGCGCGCUGGCGAUAUGGCUCAGGGAAGACGACAACGAUCUGCUAAGAAAGGAGGCGGCUGGGCUCUCAGAUAUGUUGAUUGACCUCUAUCAGAACGGGGGCCGAGGCAAGCUCGAUUUUCGCCGUCCAAUCCUGGUUGCUUUUGAGGGAGUCAUUGUUGAGAAAAAAGGGAUGGAAGCAUUUCUUGCCAAUGCCGGUUGGCAAACCCUUGCCGAGGACCUCGUAUCCAUUGUCCAAGCCAGCUCCACGGUUACCAACGAGGAUGAUGCUAUGCGCGGUAUCGAAAUUGUGCGGUUGCUGCUACAGGUCGUUGAAACCGAACGUGCGGGACCUGAAGAAGCCUGGAUGGACGUCGUCACAAAGGUGGCGGGCUGCUAUAUACCUGACGCCAAACAGCCACCUCCUGUCGAGGAGUGUCAGGUUGCGGCUCUGCAGCUUGUCACCACACUCCUGGCUAACGCUCAACCGGGAAUGCAGAAGCGCUAUGCCCAUUCGACGAGUGCUAUUUUGGGGAUUGCAGAGCAACUAAAGGCGAAAAUACAUGGAGAUGUGGCCCUAGAGGAGGCGCUGGCCGAUGUGCUAGAGACGCUGGCAGCUUUGAGAUGA
Molecule: messenger RNA, 1932 nt
Organism: Canariomyces notabilis
Lineage: Eukaryota; Fungi; Ascomycota; Sordariomycetes; Sordariales; Chaetomiaceae
Product: DUF1941-domain-containing protein
Exons: 3
Coding region: 1-1932 (643 amino acids)
Source: RefSeq, a predicted model, not a curated record